Molecule: messenger RNA, 1486 nt
Organism: Apis dorsata (giant honeybee)
Lineage: Eukaryota; Metazoa; Arthropoda; Insecta; Hymenoptera; Apidae
Exons: 6
Coding region: 238-927 (229 amino acids)
Source: RefSeq, a predicted model, not a curated record
AAGAAGUGUAAAAGAGUCAUCACAUACGGAGACUUUUUUGUAGAAGAGCACUUAUCAAGGACGUUCAAUUUGCAAUACAUUCACAUGGGGACAGUGUUAGUAGAAGUCAGUAAACAGGAAAACACUAUUUCAGAGACCAUCAGUCCAUUGUUUUUCUCUGUUCUGUUGAAAGAUGAUCGAUUUAUAAAGUCAGAUCGAAGAGAAGUGUCAGGUUGGAACGCCGUAUAAAGAGUAUACAUGGAGCUCAGGUCAAUGUCGAAACGACCACCACCUUAUACACAUGUCGAUAGACAUAAGUUUAUGAAUUCGCAAAAUAUCUCCACGACGAAAAAACAGAAUGGUUUAAGAAAGGUCAAAUUCGAAGAACAAGAUGAUUCACCACCAGUAAUAGUUAAGGAUGAAUGUACUAAGUUUUCAAAAUGUAAAUUAUUUAUCUAUUCCAUUUGUGCGCUCCUGAUAUUCUUCAUAUGUAUUAUUUGGAUUUUUCUGGUGUUCCCUUAUCCUAUGCAUGCUUCUUGCAUUAUAAAAUGGAAGUUUGAAGAUCCUUGCAUAUAUGUCAUGCAGAAAUUUCGAUCUCAAAUACUUAAUUGGUCAUCCUGCAUGAAUUGUGGACCACGUGGAAGUAAAUGUCUGUACACGCUCAAAGAACCAAAUCCAAAUGAAAGUAAUAUAAUUAGAGCUACACAUCUUGCUUCAAAUUUAAGAACUACGGAAACGAUGAAAAUUGAUUUCGAACAAAUUAACAAAACUUGUAUAGCAACGGGAGAAUCCACAUCAAAUGAAUGGUUUAGAGUAUUUGAUUAUGGUACAAAUUACUGUAAUUUGCAUAAUUUAAUAACCGGCAUUGGUUUUGAUAAAAGUUUGAAAUUUUUGGAACUAACAAGCAAUACAGUUUGCACACAAUAUAAUAUGGCGGUUUGUAAUUAAAAAAAUUAUUUUGAUUUUUCUUUAUUAUUUAUAAAACAUUUUAAUUUAAUUAUAUUUGUUAACAAUUUUAAAUAAAAUUACAAAUAGGUUGUAAUAUUUUUAUUGUUAUUAAUAAUCAUAAUGCGAGGAUUUACAAAAAUAAAUUACAAUUAAGUAUUAUGAACUUACAAAAUAUAUGUUUUUCUUAACAAUCUGUGAUAACGAAUACAAAAUAUGUUGGAAAAUACAUCACAUAUUAAUAAUUAUUUUUAUUAUACAAUUCUUAUUGAGUCUUUAUUUUAAAAUAAGUACUAAUUACAAAAUUCAAAUAUAUACAAUAUUAUCUACAAAUUACAAUAUUUGUUAGAGAGCAAAAGUUAUAAAUAUUUCAAAGGCACUAUAUAAGUCAUUUAUAGAAUUCAAGACUUAUAAUUAAUAGAACAAUCUCUUACUUUUUAGCAAUCUCUUAACUUUUUAACUUAAUUAUCUAACAAUAUUGUGCUUUGUUUCAAAUCAGAUCAACUUUUAAUAGAAAAAUAUUCCUAAUUACAAAGGAAAAGAUUUAAAUAUCUAAGAAAUU